Molecule: messenger RNA, 2411 nt
Organism: Cyprinodon variegatus (sheepshead minnow)
Lineage: Eukaryota; Metazoa; Chordata; Actinopteri; Cyprinodontiformes; Cyprinodontidae
Gene: oclna
Product: occludin-like
Exons: 9
Coding region: 101-1591 (496 amino acids)
Biological process (GO): bicellular tight junction assembly
Cellular component (GO): bicellular tight junction; cytoplasmic vesicle; apical plasma membrane
Source: RefSeq, a predicted model, not a curated record
GGUGUGGUUCGGCUUGUUUUCAGCAGCGGAUGCAGUUUCAGCUGAGAGCUUCCAGAGGAGAGGUCAUUGAAAGCAGCAGCACCCAGUAGAUUAAGCAGUGAUGUCCUCCAGACCCAAAGGGAGCCCCCCUCCAUAUGAUGAGGAUCAUGAGUUCAAUGGAGUUCCUCAGCCAGCCUAUUCUUACUUCCCUGAUGAUGAGUUCCAGCACCUCUAUCGCUGGUCGUCGCCUCCGGGAAUCCUUAAAAUUAUGGCCAUCAUUGUCAUUGUUCUCUGUGUGGCCAUCUUCGCCUGCGUUGCCUCCACGCUGGCGUAUGACAGUCAGGGGGCCAUGUCUGGCUUCGGAGGCAUGUAUGGAGGAGGAGGAGGAGGAAUGUAUGGAGGAGGGGGAUACGGCUCCAGCUUCGGAGGUAGCGCCUAUGGAGCCGGAAGCAACUACGGAUAUGGCUCGAUUGGGGGGAACUACAAUGACCCGCGGUCAGGAAAAGGCUUCAUGAUUGCAAUGGCAGCCUUCGUCUUCAUCUUCGCCAUAAUCGUCUUCAUCAUCGUCGUGUCUCAUCAGAGCCUGUCACAGAGCAGGAAGUUCUACUUGGCAGUGUUGAUCAUCUGUCCCAUCCUGGCUCUGCUCAUGCUUAUUGCCACCAUCGUGUACCUGGUGGCGGUGAACCCAACAGCCCAGGCCUCAGGGUCGGUUUACGGCAACCAGAUCGCUGCUUUGUGUGCUCCGUACCAACAACAACAAAUGCAAGGAGUACUCAUGAACCAGUACCUUUACCACUACUGCGUGGUGGAGCCGCAAGAGGCCAUCGCUGUGGUGUUUGGCUUCCUGGUGACUGCAGCUUUGAUUAUCAUGCUCGUCUUCGCCCUGAAGACUCGGCAGAGGAUCCAAAAGUACGGCAAAGGCAACAUCCUGUGGAAGAGAGUAAAGAUUGUGGACGAGCUUUCACCUCCGGAGGAUGUCGAGGCGUGGGUGAACAAUGUGUCCGUUCCCCCUGAAGAAGCUCCCAUUGCAGACUAUCCUGAGAGGCUGAGAGGCUCCAGGAGUUACCUGGAUGAUGAGAGCAACUAUGACAAGCCUCCUUUGAACUACACCCCACAACCUGUGGUUGAGAAUCAACCUUUGCAGAAUGGCGCUCCUUCUGGCAGCAGCUCGGAGCUUGCUAGCUCCUCAGGACGGCCCAAAAAGAGGCGCCCAGGACGGCCGCGCCGCGCCGACGGACAGGACUACGAAACGGACUACAACUCCUCUGGGGACGAGCUGGACGACAACGACUUUGACAGUGAGUAUCCCCCAAUAACAAGUGAGCAGCAGCGCAACAACUACAAGCGUGAAUUUGACCGCGACCACCUGGAGUACAAAGAACUGCAGGCGGAGCUGGACACCAUCAACAAGGACCUGUCCAAUCUGGACAGAGAGCUGGACGAGCUGCAGGAGGGAAGCCCACAGUACCUGGAUGUCCUGGAUGAGUACAACAAGAUAAGGGCCCUUAAAAAGACUGCAGAUUAUCAAGUGAGGAAGCGGCGGUGUAAAUAUCUGAAGCACAAACUGAACCACAUCAAGAAGAUGGUCAGUGAUUACGACCGCAGUGGCUGAACAUCUGGACCGAUAAUCCUGUACAUCAGCGAACAGAAAGAACUCCUGAAAUCCGGAUGGACACUCGUGGCAGGGCAGCCUGCUGCAAAGAACAAAGCUUCGAGAAAUCUAUGAUGAACAACUAAAAGUUGGAACCGCAUUGUUGUGUUUUAGCACCGCAGAAACCCUUUCUUUUUCUUGUAUUUUGUCGUUGUUCAUACCGUGAGUGAUUAUUAUCACACAUAUUUAUUGUCUUAUUAAAGAUUUUGCAGCUUUUAUCUGGAGUGAACAAACAAAUGCUAUGUAAUGCAUAGUUUGGGUGGAUUUUGCUGCAACGGAUUCAUCUUAGCUCAUUACUUUCUUUAGUUUUAUCAUUUUACUGUACAAUGACUGUAAAUAUGUGGAAACGGGUUUUGGUUUUUAAGGGUUCCUUGUUUAGCAUAACAGUAAAUGUCAAACACUGAUCUAUUUUUUCCUCUUUUUUCCUCCAAUUAUUAUUGUUUUUAUUUCUAUAAAGCAUUGUAUUGAACACUUUUUAAACUAAGAAACACAUUUUAAACACUCACAGUUAGCAGCAGAAUUUCACAUGUAUUUAUUUGUGUUUGAAACUUUAAUGUGAAGAUUUUUUUUCUACAGCAGCAUUCACACAUUUUAUAACAUUAGUAUUACAAUGCGAUGUAAAUUGGUGCCUCCUGCUAACCUCUUGUUGUAGAGACAUAACUGCUACGCCUUUUCUAAUCCUUGACACAACGUCAUGAAUUGUUUUGUAAGUGAUAACAUUUGAAGGAAAUCAUUAAAUACAGUCUUGAAAUAAGUACCAGGUGUCUGUAAAGCAUUCAUU